Molecule: messenger RNA, 4923 nt
Organism: Haliotis rubra (blacklip abalone)
Lineage: Eukaryota; Metazoa; Mollusca; Gastropoda; Lepetellida; Haliotidae
Product: potassium channel subfamily T member 2-like
Exons: 30
Coding region: 243-3836 (1197 amino acids)
Biological process (GO): potassium ion transport
Cellular component (GO): membrane
Molecular function (GO): intracellular sodium-activated potassium channel activity
Source: RefSeq, a predicted model, not a curated record
UAUACUGAACAAGACUCUUCGUUACGAACUGCGCGCAUAGUUGUGUUGGCGCUGCUGCAGAUAAGCCGUGCAGUAGUGUUGUCUGCAAGUGAGGAAUACGCAGAAUUCCUCAAUACAUUUCCGCGUGUGCUGCUUACCAUUCCAUGCAGACGUGACCCAAUUGUUACAGGUCAAUUCUGUGCGAGCAACAAACCCGUCAGCUUUGAAUGGAUGACUGUCGUCUGCCAUGACACGAUAACGAAAUGGCACAGGAUGAACAAAUUUUCACAGCCGUACCUCCUCUACCCCCACGGUACCGAUUCCGGGACCUCAUCUGGGGGGAGGGGGGAGCGGGAGAAGACGAAAGAGUUCUGGUUGAAUUCUUCACCAAUGAGAAGUCCUUCAAGGAGAGGCUGCAACUGUACUUCAUCAAGAACCAGAGAUCCACCUUAAGAAUUCUUAACUUUGAUCUACUUAUGCUGACAUGCAUCCUGUACGUUGUGCGAGUCUACAUGGACAAGGGCAAGACUGCGAACCAGUGGUCAGAGAUCUGGUUCGUGAUGCGGCACGAAAUCGUCUGGAUAUGUCAGCUGAGUGUAGCUAUCAUCAGCCUCUCAGAGACAAUACUUGUACAAUACCUCAGCUACAAGGGCAAUAUCUUGCAGCAGAUUCUCACGUUGGAGUUUGUGGUGGAGCUCAUCACCACAGUCCCCUUCAUCUUCACAGUGAAUAUUCGGCCCCGUCCGUCCCUCUUCAUCCCUGUAUUCCUCAACUGCUGGCUUGCCAAACAAUCCAUGCAGAACAUGUUUAAUGACCUCCAUCGAGUGAUGCAGAAGUCACAGUCUGCCCUGGGCCAGCAGCUGAUGGUCCUCUGUGCUACAUUGCUCUGCCUAGUCUUCAUAAGUGCCUGUGGUAUCCAACACCUUCAGCGAGGAGGGAACCACCACUUUGGUCUGUUCGAGUCCUUCUGGUUUGUGGUGGUGACAUUUUCCACAGUGGGCUACGGUGACGUCUAUCCUGACAUCUGGCCCAGCCAGCUCUUCAUGCUGUUGAUGAUCUGUGUGGCUCUCUUCAUCCUGCCCACACAAUUUGAACAGCUUGCAUACACCUGGUUGGAGAGACAAAAACUAGGGGGCACUUACAGCAGCCAUCGUGCUCAGACGGAGCGUCACGUGGUCGUAUGCACCACCACCCUCCAUGCAGACACCAUCAUGGACUUCCUGAACGAGUUCUAUGCCCACCCACUUCUGCAGGACUACUUCGUGGUGCUGCUGUCGCCGUGUGAGCUGGACUCGACCAUGAAGAUGCUGCUGCAGGUGCCCAUCUGGGCACAGCGGGUCAUCUAUGUCCAGGGUUCAGCUCUCAAAUACACCGACCUAGCCCGGUGCAGGAUGCAGGAAGCUGAGGCAUGUUUUGUUUUAGCAGGUCGAAACCAUAGCAACAAGAUGACUUCCGAUCAGCACACGAUACUGAGGUCAUGGGCUGUGAAGGAUUUUGCCCCCACAUGCCCUCUCUAUGUCCAGAUAUUUCGUCCAGAGAACAAGUUCCAUGUCAAAUUUGCUGACCAUGUCGUGUGUGAGGAUGAGUUCAAGUAUGCCCUGCUUGCCAACAACUGUCUGUGUCCGGGAAUUUCUACCUUUCUACAUCUCGGGACAGUGAGUACAUAUACCCUUCAAGAAGGCCAGACAUCCUCAGAGGAGUGGCAGCAACUGUAUGGUCGGUGUUCUGGAAACGAGAUCUACCACAUACAGCUGGGAGACAGCAAGUUCUUCGGGGAAUACUGUGGGAAGAGCUUCACAUAUGCCUCUUUCCAUGCCCACAGGAAGUAUGGUGUGAGUCUGGUGGGGAUGCAGAAGGAUGUGCCAGGAUCCACCAUCCAGCUGAACCCCGGCCCACGCCACAUCAUGAGACAGUCCGACAUCUGCUUCUACAUGAACAUCACCAAGGAGGAGAACUCCAACUUCAUCCUGGCCCACCCCAACCAGGAGGACAAGACGGAGAAGAACAGGCUGCCCCUGGGGGCAGAGCAGGCUUCCAGGGUGGCCAGUAUGAUUGCCAGUGUGGGAACUGUUGCUCUGGAACUUCAACACACUCGUAUUGACAGUGAAGCUGAGAACAUGACCCGGCAAGGUAGUAAGCGGACUCGCCUGAGUCUGCCAAAAGGUCUGAACAUCCAGAGUCUCCAGAAGAGGCCCAGCAUAGCACCCGUCCCAGCAUUCCUUGAUUCCAGCAACAUUCAGAUCAACCUGUCAGGGUCCGACUCCGAGUCUGAUGAUGACACAGCUCAUGUAGAGGAGUAUGAUGAAUACCCAGAAUAUGUCCGAGGAUUCCCACCAGUAACGCCCUACGUGGGCACUAGUCCCACCUUGUGUCACCUGAUGAGAGAGAAGCGCCCUCUAUGUUGUCUGCAACUCAUGCAGGCCUGCGAUCACUGUGACGCUAAAAGCUGCAAGGAGUACAACUGGCCCAACCCUGCAGUGAUUGUAGCAGCGGACUAUGCCAGUAAUGGCCUCUAUAAUUUCAUUGUGCCUCUACGAUCUCAUGCCCGCCCCAAGAAGUCACUCAGUCCAAUCGUCCUGCUUCUUGAAACCGAACCGGAGCCAUCAUUCCUUGAGACCAUCUGCUACUUUCCUCUGGUGUAUUGGAUGAAAGGAUCUCUGGACAGCCUAGAUGACCUGUUACGGGCAGGAAUCAACCACGCAGGGAACGUUGUGAUUGUCAACAAGGAGAGCUCCACGUCCAGAGAGGAGGAGACGCUGGCUGACAGUAACACAAUUGUCUCUGUACAGACUAUAUUCAGGUUAUUCCCAACCGCCAACAUUAUCACAGAGUUGUCACAAGCUUCAAAUAUGAGGUUCAUGCAGUUCCGGGCCAAGGACAGAUAUGCCCUCACCAUUUCCAAGUUGGAAAAAAAAGAGCGUGAGAGAGGAUCCCACAUAUACUACAUGUUCCGACUGCCAUUUGCAGCAGGUAAUGUGUUCAGUGCCAGUAUGCUGGACACGCUGUUGUACCAGGCGUUCGUCAAGGACUAUCUCAUCACCUUUGUCCGCCUCCUACUCGGCAUCGACCAGGCAGUGGGGUCCGGUCAUCUUGCCUGUAUGAAGAUCUCCAAGGAUGAUCUAUGGAUACGUACAUACGGCCGCUUGUACCAGAAGUUAUGCUCAACUACCUGCGAGAUUCCUCUCGGCAUUUACCGAACCCAGAUCCAUUCUGGGUCUGAGAUUACCUCGCUAAAAAGACAACGUUCAUUUUUCCGUGGGAAUGUGUCCUUAAGCAUGGGAGACGACCAGGAAGAGGGGGUGCUGGGAGCUCACCUUACUCCUGAGAGGCAAGAAAUUAUCCAGAUGGUCAAGUGUCGCAUGCAGUCGCAAAAUCUACCCAUUGAAGAUUAUGAUGAAGUAAGUGACAAGCGAAACUCAAUCUCCUAUGUGAUCAUCAACCCCAGCUAUGAUCUCAAGUUGGAACUGGAUGACAUUGUGUAUCUAAUCCGACCAAGUUCCCUCUCUCCCCAAGCAUCACCGCUUACAGAUGAGAGAAGGUUGUUACCAGGCAUGAGAGAAGAUCCAACAGGAGCAGACAACUCUGAUCAACUGUCAGGAAGUAAAGGAGAUCGCCCAGGACCAAAUGGGAAGCCCAAGUCAGAAACUGUCACUUACGCUGACAACAGUCGGAUUCCCGUGGUGUACUACGACUCUGAUGAGGAGGAGGAAAAUGUUGAUGAAACAAGUCCUGUCUGUCCAAAAAUAAACAUCAUCCAAGGAUCACCAUCAGUUAGUCGGACAAGCAGUUUCACACAAGAAGCUGAUGACUUCAAGCAACAGGGAUUUAAAGAUGGUCUGCAUGGGACUGUGGUAUGAUAAACCCCAGCUCAACAGUGGAUUUGCUUUUCAAGGCUCUAGGAGUCUACAGCAGGUGCAACUGAACAGCUGUGUCUGUGUCAGGGGAAUGUGCUGCUGGAGAAAGUAGUGGAAGAAGUGGCAUUUUGUGGUAGAGGAAAUACUCCUGAGAGGAGUCAUGUUGCAUACUUGAUGAAGUCAUCAUCGGAAAGGAAGACAUGAUUACUUCCAGAAAGAAGAGGGAGAGCAGUGGUGUGGUUCUGAUUUAUCAGAAGAUGAUAUGUGUAUCAGGAGGAAUUUGAUGCUAAUUACUAGUACGUGUUUGAAGGUUUCAUGGAGUAAAAGUGCAAGUGAAGUCAUUUGUGGAAGAGCUGCGUUCCAUGAAGAUGUAGGCUGGUGAUUGUGACCUGUGCAUCAUCCAUACAGGAUACCUGUUACCAACAAUUGGAUGACUUCUAAGAAGAUGAAAAUCUUUUGUUAAAGACCACAACUUAACCAUUACUCACACAACAUGGAUGUUGGGUUAGGAGGAGUUUGAAUGUUCAACAUACACAAUGGUAUUGUUUCUGGAGCAACAGGACUACUUUCUCCACAUGGGAUUAAGUGUAGCGAGGGACAGUAUCUUUCUAACCAGUGUAAGAAAACACAUUGAUGGUGCUACAAGCUAUGAGGGUAUAUCCCCUCAACUGAAGAUGGUAAACUACAUCUCUGUGUGAGAUACUGUGAGUGAUAAACCAUUGUGGAUCAAGUUUGUGAAGGAUGAAAUUAUGAAGGAAAUCCUUUGAAGUUGUUUUGAAGAGUGUGCAAUUAUGACAGUGAUCUCAAGUUGUUUUGAAGGAUGUGUAGAUAAUGUUUUGAGAUUUUUUAAUGAUGUGCAAUGUUGAGGUCAUCUUGUGUUAUUAUGGGCAGUGUGAAACAUUGAGGAUUAUGUUCAAGUCUGUUUACAAAGGAAGUGCAAUUUUGAAGGUGAACAGAGAUUUAUGGUGAGCUUUAAGAGAGCUGAUGUUUGCUUUAAAAGGUAAUGAUGAGUCACACAAUAAUGAACAUCCUCAUUUAAAUCAGAUGUUUUACUCUGAAGUAUUAUAUUUCUGAGAUCUGAGGUUGCAGC